This is a messenger RNA of Danaus plexippus (monarch butterfly), 1605 nucleotides long. Its product is annotated as SET domain-containing protein 4. Gene Ontology annotation, molecular function: transcription coactivator activity; protein binding; histone H3K36 methyltransferase activity. Lineage: Eukaryota; Metazoa; Arthropoda; Insecta; Lepidoptera; Nymphalidae. Gene Ontology annotation, biological process: peptidyl-lysine dimethylation; peptidyl-lysine trimethylation; positive regulation of transcription by RNA polymerase II. The coding region runs from base 220 to 1593 and encodes 457 amino acids. The transcript has a single exon. The record is from RefSeq and is a predicted model, not a curated record.
UCAAUAUUGAAAGGUCAAUUUACAAUUAUAAUCUAUACCUACCCUAGGUAUAGUUUUAUUAGUCUCGUUUCUAUCAAUUAUUUAUAAAUUAAGGCAUAAACCCUGCUUGAUCAAUUUAAAAUGUGCUUAAGCAGAUUAAUUUUUUUUAUUUCAUACGUUAAGUAAAGACUGUAUAUAAUUAUGAAUAAAUUAUUCAUUUGGUUUAUAUAAACCUAAAACAUGGGCAGAACUCAACGUAAUCGAAAACAUGAAAAAUUAUAUAAGUUUCAUACGUGUAAUAAUGAAAAUGAUUUGAUAUUAUUAAAUUCUUGGUUAAAGAAACAUGGAGUGCAAUACAGCAAGAAAUUAGUUUUGGCAGUUUUCAAAGAUACAGGACGGGGCCUGCUAACUAAAAAGAAAAUAACAGCCGGCGAGGAGCUGCUGAACUUACCACUUAAUUUAACUAUAAAUGUAACUACUUUAUUGAUGGAUGUAAUAUUUUGUAGCAUUUUUUUAGAUAAUAAGGUUAAUUGUCUAGAUAAAUAUAAGCUAAAGGUGUCAUUCCAGUCCCUGAUGGCUUUUUAUAUUAUGUACUUAAAAGCACAGGGCAGUAAAUCCAAAUGGUAUAUAUACUUAGAGAGUUUGCCAAAGAUGUAUACAGUUCCGUACUAUCUACCGAAUGAUAUGAAAAAUCAUAUUGAUGAAGAAAUUGUGUCUGUGAUUAUGAAACAAAGAAAUAUCAUUGAAAUGUCAUACAAUAUUUUUUAUGAUAUUUUACAGAAUAGUAGAAGUAGUAACAUUGAAGUACAAAAUUUGAGAUUGUAUAUAUCACUGUGUGAAUAUGAAUGGGCAUAUUUUACUAUUAACACUAGAUGUGUGUACAUGGACUUAACAAAAAUUAUAAAUUUAAGAAACGUGGAUAGUUCAUUAUUAUCUAUAAUUAAUGAUAACACUAAAAUAUCAUUGUGUCCAUACUUAGAUAUGAUAAACCACAGCCCCAGCGCCAGGAAUGAGACAAAGUUAGUGGUUGCUAAGGAAAUGGAAAAUAUAUCAAUAACAAAACUCAAUGAGAAUAUAUUUUCUGAUGUACAUUUUUCUAUUUACACAAAGAAUGAUUUUGAUCCGUAUACACAAGUUUUUAUAUGCUACGGAGACAGUCAUAACUUGAAAUUAAUAACCGAAUAUGGUUUCUACCUGCCAUACAACGAUAUUGAUUUUGUAUCUUUUACAUAUGAAAAUAUUGAUUCAUUUUUAAAGGAUUGCAAAGUAAGACUAUCCAAUGAACAGAUCACAUUUAUAAAUAACCAUGGUCUAAAUAAGGAAUUGUAUAUCGACAACCGAGGCCUAAGUUUCAAUUUCUAUGGUCUGUUGAUGGUUGUAAAGUAUUAUUAUGACAGAAAUAUAGAUAUAAGUAGAUUAAUAUACUCAGCUGCCAUAUGUUCCAAUGAUAGGGUAAUUAUUGAAUUUAUUUUGCCCUUGGUUCAAAACAGGCUUAAAGAUAUUAAAAAUGCAUUAAAUAGAUUAAGUAGUUUUAAGCAAAACAUUAUUUUACAGAAUUGUACAGAUCUAAUGAAGCAAUAUGUUGCAAUACUGGAGAAGUUUAUUAAAUGUUAGAUUUUUGUCAAA